This is a messenger RNA of Cylindrotheca closterium, 3186 nucleotides long. Lineage: Eukaryota; Bacillariophyta; Bacillariophyceae; Bacillariales; Bacillariaceae. The record is from the annotation of a GenBank genome assembly.
AUGGCAGACGCUAACUUUGUGAACAGGGACAUUUCCUUUCGGAACCAUCACGCCGAGAACGACGACGAUGAUGGCAUCUCGAAAGCAACGCCUCUUCAUUCCAAUUACUCGUUGAAUUUUCAGUUUCUAAAAGAAGGAACCCUCUUUGAUCGGAGCCAACAAAUUGAUACGUUGAUGGAAGUUUUGUCUAGACGGCUGAGACCCGAUUCCACACCAGAAUUCGUUCUGAUUGCUGGUACUACUGGAACUGGCAAGACGGUACUCGCACGGAAACUCAAGCAACCGGUGCAGGACAGGGAUGGAUUCUUUGUCAUGGGAAAGUUUGAUCAGUUGAAAAAUUCGCAACCGUUUGCACCCUUGGUAGCUGCCAUGACGGACUUUGUGAGACAAGUUCUGAAGAAAAGUAAUGAAGCCGUGGAUGCAAUAUCAGCAGACAUUGUCUCACAGGUGGGAAAUGAUAUUGGGGUUUUGACAGUGCUAGUUCCGGCGUUGGAAGAAUUGGUUGGACGGCCAGCGGAAGGAUCUCUCUUUACCCUAAAGAGUGCGGAUGCGGAAGAACGUCUGAAAAAGAUAUUUGUCAAGUUUGUCAAGGCAACAUGUUCGCUGACACGGCCUUUGGUGUUAGUGAUGGAUGAUCUUCAGUGGGCGGAUCCGGGUUCCUUGGAACUCUUGGAGGCGAUUGUCAGUGACAAGCACAACCAGGGGCUUGUGGUACUAGGGAUAUGUCGAUCCAACGAAGUUUCCUACACCCAUGACUUGUCUGUCAUCUUGAGGCGCCUCAAAAAUGAAAAGGGCGUUCUGAUAACAACCGUGGAUGUCAAAUGUCUCUCCAUCCAAGCAGCCAACUCGCUAGUCGCUUGUGUCUUGAGGUCUCGGGAAGACGAUUGCGUGGGCGUCACUAAUAUUGUCUAUGCCCGAACCAAAGGAAAUGUAUUUUUUAUCGUGCAAUUUCUAAAGGCACUCUUUGAAGAUGGUGUCCUUACCAGAGACCCCACCAAUCACAGCUGGCUGUGGGACGAUGACAUUUGGGGAGCCAAAUUCGAAAACGCCAACUCGAUACUGGACCUUACGGCUUCUCGCAUCAAAAAGCUGCCGGUUGAUUGCCAAUUGCUGCUAUUGUAUGCAGCUUGCCUGGGUACGGAACUAGACGAGGAUUUGUUGUCCAAGCUGUUUGUCGAUUCUUUGACAGUUGGUGCCGAGGAAAAGAGCGUUUUGUACGAUCUUGCCGAGUCGGUAUCCAAUGUAGACUUGGACGGCGCUAUCGAGAGAUGUGCUUCGGAAGGCGUAAUUAUCAAGGAAUCCCACUCGAUGACCUAUCGCUUUUUGCACGAUCAAGUAAAGGAGGCAGCCUACAACUUGAUAGCCCCAAGUGAGCAUCCAAGCCUACACAUAUCCUUGGGCCGCUUUUUGUGCAAGGUGCUGACACGUGAUGAGCUGGAACAAUACGUUUUUGUGGUCCUAGACCAAAUGAGGCUUGGAAUUGAAUGUAUCUUUGCAGAAUCAGAAAAGGUUCAUUUUGCAUCGCUAUGCUUGCUGGCGGGUAAGAAGGCAAUCAUAUCCAGCGAUUUCAAGACAUCACUGAGAGUACUAGAGCUUGGACUUGGUCUGCUAGAUGCGAGGCAAUGUUGGCGAGACGAAUACGAACUAACACUAGCUUUGCACAACACGAUUGCCCAAGUCACAUGUUGCCUCGGCGAUUUCCAGGGAACCGAUGAAGCUGUAAAAGCGGUGACACUUCAUGCAAGAUCGUACAAUGAUCAACUUCCAACGUUGAUGCUUCAAGUUUAUACGUAUGGAACUCGAAUGCGGCUGAAAGAUUCGAUCGAGCUCGGAUUGGAUGUCUUGGAGAAACUUGGUGAACCGAUUCCGAGGAAUCCAGGGACGCAUCAGAUCAUAUUUGAGCUCUUCAAAAUUAAACGGACUCUGAAACGAAGAUCCGAUACGUCUAUUAUUGGUUUGCCAGAUAUGACGGAUCAAACCAAACUUUCGGCAAUGGGGAUAUUGAACCUUUUGAUUGCUCCAAGUUUCAUUGCUCGCCAAAACCUGUUACCACUUGUGACCUUUAAACUGUUCAGACUAACGCUGAGCCAUGGGGCAUCUGCUGUAUCAACUGUUGCGUGUUCUGGUACUGGUCUGGUGCUUGCCAAUAUUGGCGACCAUGAUACGGCGUAUCGUCUCGGACAGCUAGCACUCUUGUUUAUCGGAAGGUACAAUGCAGUUCGGAAUGAUUGGAUCCCCCGAGUCUAUGUCGGCCAUUAUGGAAUCAUCUCCCUCGCGAAGGAACCAAUUGGUCAAGUUCUGGAGAAACUAGCUCAUGCACACCAAGUCGGAUUAGAAUGCGGCGACGUAGAAAUGGGUUUCAUUUGCCUGCAUAUGUGUCGAGUAUACUCGUUCCAUGCGGGAUACUCAUUGGUUGACUUGGAACCAAAGAUGAAACUAGCAUUAGAGCAAAUGGAUGCAAAGAAUCAAACUUUGUGGUAUGAAAUGACUCAUGUUUGCUACGAGGCACUUUUGGUACUCAUGGGAAGGACAGGUGACCCUGCAGUAACAAAUGGUUGUCUCAUGACACUGGAAAUCGGAUCUGAGAAGUUGACACAGGUCCUACAAACCGCAAAUCUCGAAGUACACAUGUUCAUGUGCCUUGCCAAUAUCCAUCGAAUGGUGACUGCGUAUUAUAGUGGUGACUUUGAGCUGGCGCUCGAAAUGGCCAAGAGAAGCAGAAAUGCAAAGAGAAUUCUUGGCACAUCCAUGUAUGUUCCCUUUCAGGUAUGUUAUGAUGCUCUCACUUGCAUGGCUUUGCUGAGGCGUCAGCAUGUCACCUCCCCCAUCCGGAAACGACGACUGCUCCACCAAACUCAGAACUGCCUGGCAUAUUUCAAGAAAACUGCCGCAGGAAUCCCAGAAAACUACCUUCACAAAAUCCACUUGAUCGAAGGAGAGUUGUUGGCUCAUCACCGCAAACCAGCGCAGGCGGUAUCAAUGUACGCAAAAGCUCAAGAACAGGCUCGAAAGCAUGGGUUCCUGGAAGUUGUAGCCAUUGCAUGUGAGCAAGAAGCGAUAGUACGUCGAGAGUUUGGAAUGGCAGAGCAUUGGGAAUGCUACCAGAAGGCGAUUCGAUGCUAUGAAGAGUGGGGUGCUUUUGCGAAGGCUAGUCGAAUGAAGCAAUUGGCGGACGAAAAUUUGUAG